Jaminaea rosea is the source of this 531-nucleotide messenger RNA. RefSeq lists its product as hypothetical. The transcript is spliced from 2 exons. Bases 1 to 531 code for a protein of 176 amino acids. Lineage: Eukaryota; Fungi; Basidiomycota; Exobasidiomycetes; Microstromatales. Gene Ontology annotation, cellular component: extracellular region. The record is from RefSeq and is a predicted model, not a curated record.
AUGAAGUUCGCCGCUGCCUCCAUCAUCGCCUUUGCGAUCCUCGCCGCCCUUGCCGUAGCCGACGUUGCCACGGUCAAGAAGGACGUCGCUAACAUCGACAGCCAGGCUGCUUCCCUCGACAAGAAGCUCCAGAGCGAGGAUGGCUCCAACUACUUCUCCGCCCUCGCCAUCAACGGCGCCGCCGGUGACCUGGACAACGCCAUCAAGCAGGGCACGACGGACACCAACGCCAACACCGAGACUGUCUCCGAGUCCGACGCCUCUGACAUCCUCAACACCCUCUCCUCCUCGACGGAGCCUCACGUCGCCUCGAUCUCGAAGCGCCUCGUCGCCAUCCACGACAACCUCAAGAAGAUCGGCGUAGCCGGCAUUGCCAAGGGAACGUUGAACAGCAUCAACACCGACCAGCAGGCCUUCUCCGCUGCUCUGAUCAAGCAGGCGCCCGAGGACAAGAAGGCAGAGGCUCAGACCCUCGCUGACAAGAUUACGGCGGACCUCGCACCCGCUGUCCAGGCUUACGCUUCGGACUAA